AUGGCAGGGGCUCAUGUGAGGUUUUGGAGGGCAACAAGAGACCGGAACUUUGACUGCACACAGAAGGUACCUGGCAGAUUCCGUGGGCAUUGGAGCGACCUCGAGACAGGUGUUAUCCUUGAUGUACCAGAUGCAAAAUGGGUUAAGUACCGAGAUGUCGGACAAAGCUCGAAUAUUGGAUAUUUUGAGUAUUGUUUCCGAUUGAUCAAGCUUAACCCCCCAACCGAAAUGGCAAGCGACCGAGAAUUUGGGUUGAAUUUGAGCAAAAUGACAAUCGGAGCUGCUACCGGGAACCCUCAUGUUCUUACAUCAAACUUGCGAUUACCUCCAGGAAUAGAAGAAAAAAUGGCAAUCGUGAACGUGAAUCGCGAACUGUUUGCAGGAAGUAACACAUCUACUGCGCCAGCAUCAUCUUCUAAUUCGGCAAAUUCUGCCGUGUAUCGCAACUCAUCAAACAGAUAUGAGCAAGCCUCUUCCAGCACCUCAAGGGCACCGGCGACAGGCGCAUCGGGUUCAAGCCGCGCAUAUCCAAGAACAACACAUAGAAGCGAGCCCAGCGCUUCAUCUACAUACAGCACAGUCAGACCAACUGUUGCCACGGCUUCAAGUCGUGUAGCUGCGGUAGCUCCCUCCCGCAGCGAGCGCUACUCACCCGAGAAGGAAGUCCGUAGUGAACGCUCCACUCCAGAGUCUGACUAUGGCCCGCAUAACAAUUGGGGCGUGAAACCUAUCGACCACUUUCCAAAGGAGCGAAUGCAAGAAUUGGAGGCAAAAAGAAGAAAGCGGGAUUUGGAGAUGAGCGCGGGACGCUAUGACAGUCAAACAAAUUCAAGCUUCUCGGGCGAUCAGUAUCGUGAUGAGAGAUCCAUCCGCCAUCCCACCGAAUCAACGCGCACAGCUGCCACAGGAUAUUCGGUUGGUAGGCAAGGAGACAGAUACCAAGGCACAGACAGCUCAGGUCGUCAACCAUCCACGAGUCUAAUUUCCGCCGGACGUCCGACUCACAGUUCGAGUGAGAGGCGAGAUCCCGGAAGGAUGAAUCCUGCAGGGCCUUCUCAAGCUAGUACAAGGUAUGACACUAUGCCUCCAAGAGCCCGACAGAUUCUUGUUAGGCCAAAAAUUACUCGAAGUAACAUCGAAUUCAAUACUGGGCUUGGUAUGAACGACUCAGACCCAAGAGACUGGAAGGAUGGAAAUGUUGAUGGAAAGCGUGCGAAAAUCUUGAAGUAUGGUAGUAAUGAGUAUUAUUACUUGAUUGGCAGUGAUGGAAGACCAAGAUAG
Molecule: messenger RNA, 1281 nt
Organism: Botrytis deweyae
Lineage: Eukaryota; Fungi; Ascomycota; Leotiomycetes; Helotiales; Sclerotiniaceae
Exons: 1
Coding region: 1-1281 (426 amino acids)
Source: RefSeq, a predicted model, not a curated record